GUAAGCGGCAUAACUUUAUAUGUUAGUAGAAUAAUAAUUCCUGAAAUGUUAAAUGCAUUAUGCCUAUCCAAUUGCUGGAGAGAAUAUAUAUAUGACUUAGAAAAGAGAGUAAUAAUCGUUUUACCUAAUGAUCAUGCUCUAAUUAGGGGGCGUUUGGUUGACGGUUUCUCAAAAUUUUGAUGGGCAUCUGAAAGUGGGACCAAAAUCACAGCGCUGAAAUCCUCUUUGAAUGGUGGUAUUCGACCGAUAACCAGGCAAGUGAAAACCAUGACAACGGGUGCUGCCAAAACUACCCUUGGUUAGCGCCAAAGUGAGUCUCCUCCCAGCAAAUCCACUUUUGGACAUCAUGGAGAAGCUCGUUUGAAGAUCUACUCAAAGGCUGACCAGAUUGGGUUUCAUAGCAACUUCUGUCUGAUUUUUGCAUGCUUAUCUACUCAAAGAUCUGCUUGCUUUUGAUAUUUUUUAUUUCAGAAAAAUCAUGGAGAAAAAGAAACCCAUCCGACAAGCGCGGGUAGUGGAACCAGAACACCGUCGUGAACAGAGGAAAAAAAAGGUUUGUUUUGUUAUAUUGGGGUUUAGCUAUGAAUGUUAUGUUAGUUGCGAAGCGAAUUCAUCAGUUCUUCCUCAAGCAUUAAGUUCAUUUCAGUGUUCUGUAAAUUCAUGCUUAUGUGGCAAAGCAUAUUUAUGGUUGUCCAUAGUUGAUUUGUUCUUUCCCAGUUUCCCUUGUAUACUCAUGACUCAGUCUGUGUUGCUAAAAUAUACCUGAUGGCUUGUACAACUUCUACACAUUUAAACCAAACAUAUACAUUAGUUGCUGCAAAUGAUGUGCUGCUAGAUUCUUCAGUUAUGAAGUACAGCCCCACAUAUUGCCAGAAACCAGAAGUUUUAAACAAGAACUUGAUAGAGGGCAAUAUUCUUCUUUGUGGUUAUUCUUUCAACUUUGUUGUUGGUACUUCAUCAAUCAAGAAAGUCUCAGAAACAGCAAAGGCCCUUGGUGCAGUUGGAUUUGUUCUUUGUGUUGAAAACGUUUCCCCCGGAACACAAUUUGAUCCAGUUCCUGUUGGCCUUCCUAGGAUUCUUAUCACAGAUGUCAGCAAUUCGAAGGAACUUAUAGAUUAUUAUAAUAUCUCUACACCAAGAGACUGGACUGGACGGGUGAAGAGUUUCAAAGGUACAGGUAAAAUUGGCGAUGAUUUGAUGCCUAUUAUACAUAAAUCUGCAACACAUGUGGCAUUAUUCUCUGCUCGAGGGAAGAAUAUAAAGGACUUCAGCUUCCAAGAGGCGGAUCUUCUCAAACCAGAUAUAUUAGCCCCUGGUUCUUUGAUUUGGGCUGCUUGGUGUCCAAAUGGAACUGAUGAGCCAAAUUAUGUCGAUUGAAGGUAUAGUAAGUUUUCAAGUGGGAGUGAUUAUUGGUUGAUCCCUUCCCCAAGUUUGUAUAAUCCAAUUGAUUAUGUGCCACAGUCAAUUGAAUAUGCCCUUCAAAAGGCUGGUCUCCCUGCAUCUAGCAUUGACUGGUUACUUCUCCAUCAGGCAAACCAGAGGAUUUUUGAUGCAGUUGCCACACGGUUAGAAGUGCCAUCAGAAAGGAAGAUAUCAAAUUUGGCUAAUUAUGGAAACACAAGUGCAGCUUCAAUUCCCUUAGCUUUAGAUGAAGCAGUUCCCUCAAAUUUCACGGCAAUAUUGCAGCACUCCCCUUAACUUGUCCUUUUCUUUUUCUUUUUGUCUUCAAUUCACAUUCUCUUUUGUCUUCUUUUCUCAAGUAUCCGAGAUAUAUGUAUUUGU
Molecule: messenger RNA, 1782 nt
Organism: Gastrolobium bilobum
Lineage: Eukaryota; Viridiplantae; Streptophyta; Magnoliopsida; Fabales; Fabaceae
Product: subtilisin-like protease SBT2.5
Exons: 5
Coding region: 766-1377 (203 amino acids)
Biological process (GO): proteolysis
Molecular function (GO): serine-type endopeptidase activity
Source: RefSeq, a predicted model, not a curated record